Molecule: messenger RNA, 1251 nt
Organism: Cuscuta campestris
Lineage: Eukaryota; Viridiplantae; Streptophyta; Magnoliopsida; Solanales; Convolvulaceae
Source: the annotation of a GenBank genome assembly
AUUAAUUAAAUAAAAUAUACUUCCCACCACACCUAGGUUCUUCUAAGUUACUAUCCACAUGGAAAAACUUUAUUGACUUUUUAGCCCAUGUUACAUUGAUUAUUUGAUAAAUUAAAAUAAUUUUGUCACAGAGUUCGUCUCCUACUUUCGGAGUUCUCGGCGGCGACAGCUAGGGUUUUUUUCAUCUCUUGCUUCUAUCUACUCCGUACUUUGUUUCUCCUGGUCUAUUGUGUUUUCAAAUGGAUCCGAACAAUAUUGAUAGUGGUAUAGCAGCGAUUUCUCUGGACAACGAGGAGGAUGAUGGACUGAUCUUCGGCGAUGAAAUUGAAGAUUCAUCAAACCAUCAGCCGGCUUACGAUUUCUGCCUUGUGGGUCAGUUUCUUACUGAUCGUCCGGUCAAUUUUGUGGCGAUGAAGAACACGAUGGCUUCUCUGUGGCGUCCGGAGGAAGGUAUGGUGGUGAAGGAAGUGGGACCAGAUCCCUCCGAGGUGCCGCUGCAUCAUCUUUAUGUGUGGGUGCAAGUAUAUGGGUUAAAACGCGGUUUCUUCUCGGAAAGAGUGGCUCAACGACUAGGGAAUGAGAUUGGUCAUGGUGAGCGUUUCUGUCCAGAGACUCUCCGGCAGUGGGGGUGUAAAGUGGAGAGGAAGUUCGGACCGGAGAUGAGGGCAUCUACGCGACGGGCUUCUAACAAUAUUGGGGCACGUUGGUUACGAGAGGAACUGCCACCGCGAGGAGAUGAAGUCGAGAAACAAGAGAAGAUUGGAAAGGGAGAUAGCAGAAGGUCUACACCUGCCUGCACAGGGUUGUCGUCCAUGUUGUGUAAGCAAGAUGCAGCACCUCCUAAUACGGAGCUAGCAGUUUGGCAGAGGAACAAAGAAGCAACUCCAAGGGUGGAGUUUUCAGAUUUCCAAAAUCAAUCUGACCAUAACUCGAUGGAAAAACAAUCUGAUGUUGAGAUGUUGUUGAUUCCAACAGACCCUAAAAAACGCAAGAAGAGUGUGGCUGAAAAGAAUGGGGAAGGUUUUGGCAGGUUAAUGAAUGGGAGCAAAAAAACUUAGUGGAGGCGGGACCUGGAUGCCAGGCCCGCCUAGCGCCAUGAGUUGAUCAGUUAGAACUGUCGUGGGCUUGGCAAACCACGAGCAGUGCACACCCUGCAAACUAUUGUUAGGGAGAAUAAGCCUCUUUUAAUUUUUCUUGUUGAAACACUUUGUGAUUCUGCUCGUAUUGAUGAAAUAAAACUUUUGUUGGGUU